Messenger RNA from Seriola dumerili (greater amberjack), 2169 nucleotides. RefSeq names its product guanine nucleotide-binding protein G(t) subunit alpha (gene gnat1). The coding region runs from base 195 to 1247 and encodes 350 amino acids. The transcript has 9 exons. Gene Ontology annotation, biological process: adenylate cyclase-modulating G protein-coupled receptor signaling pathway. Gene Ontology annotation, molecular function: GTP binding; G-protein beta/gamma-subunit complex binding; G protein-coupled receptor binding. Gene Ontology annotation, cellular component: heterotrimeric G-protein complex. The record is from RefSeq and is a predicted model, not a curated record. Lineage: Eukaryota; Metazoa; Chordata; Actinopteri; Carangiformes; Carangidae.
GGAAAAGAUGCCCAAAAUCCUUUCCUAAGACAGGAAAAUACUCCAUCAUCCUCCAGUGUUUGCUGCAGGCGGUUGACGCAUCAGCUGCAUAGUUGACGGCACCGGUCGGGCAGUAGGUGAUCAGCUGGGACCUACUUCCAUUUUUCCUGACAUUUGGCUUUUUGAGCAGAGGGGCCCGAGCCGGGAAAACUAAGAUGGGGGCUGGAGCGAGCGCCGAGGAGAAACGCUCCAAGGAGCUGGAGAAAAAGCUGAAGGAGGAUGCCGACAAGGAUGCAAGAACUGUCAAGCUGCUGCUGCUAGGUGCUGGAGAAUCAGGCAAAAGCACAAUCGUCAAACAGAUGAAAAUUAUCCACAAAGAUGGUUACUCACUUGAAGAGUGCUUGGAGUUCAUUACCAUCAUCUACAGCAACACCCUUCAGUCCAUCAUGGCCAUCGUGAAGGCCAUGACCACACUCAAUAUUAACUUUGGCCACCCUGAUCAGCAGGACGAUGCCAGGAAACUCAUGCACCUUGCAGACACCAUUGAGGAAGGCACCAUGCCUAAAGAGCUGUCAGACAUCAUUUUGCGCCUGUGGAAGGACUCUGGCAUUCAGGCGUGCUUCGACAGGGCCUCAGAGUACCAACUCAACGACUCCGCUGGAUACUACCUGAAUGACUUGGAGCGACUGGUCCAGCCAGGGUACGUGCCCACCGAGCAGGAUGUGCUGCGAUCAAGAGUGAAGACCACUGGUAUCAUUGAGACCCAGUUCGGCUUAAAAGAUCUGAAUUUCAGAAUGUUUGAUGUGGGUGGCCAGAGGUCAGAGAGGAAGAAGUGGAUUCACUGUUUCGAAGGUGUGACCUGUAUCAUCUUCAUUGCUGCUUUGAGCGCCUACGACAUGGUGCUGGUGGAGGAUGAUGAAGUGAAUCGAAUGCACGAGAGUCUGCACUUGUUCAACAGUAUCUGCAACCACCGCUACUUCGCCACCACCUCCAUCGUACUCUUCCUCAACAAGAAAGACGUGUUCCUUGAGAAGAUCAAGAAAGCUCAUCUCAGCAUGUGCUUCCCUGAAUACGAUGGACCCAACACCUACGAGGAUGCUGGAAACUACAUCAAAGUGCAGUUUUUGGACCUGAACAUGCGCCGAGACGUCAAAGAAAUCUACUCUCACAUGACCUGUGCCACAGACACAGAAAACGUCAAGUUUGUGUUCGAUGCCGUAACCGACAUCAUCAUCAAAGAAAACCUGAAAGAUUGUGGUCUCUUCUAAGAGCCACGCUCAGGGACCCAAUGACGGGUGCUGUUGUCGCCCCGUCAGACUCCACAAAUCCCUCCUCAAUUGAAGCUGAGGACCCAAGAUGAGAAACUGUCCCCGAAAAUAUCAAUUCUCAAACAGGCGAACGCAAAGAAAUAAAAAAAUCAAUUUGUUGUGUUCAAAAAAAAGUUGUAGCUUUGACCAAAGACUUCAGGUCAGACUCAGACCAGAAGACAGCUCAGAUUAAGUCAGAAACUUCUGUGCAGAUUUCAGAUGAGUUGAACUUUAGUCAAGCUAACUUUUCUCACGAGUCUCUUGAACUUGUCUUCGGAGGGGUACGCAAUCUGUAGUUAACACAUCAAAAGCUUCUGUCAGCAUAAAGUGAUUUCUUCUCACAUGUAUUAAUGUGAAUAGAUGUCAGGCUAACGCAUUCGCUCUAUGCUCCAGUAACUGGUCAGUAUAUACCGCCAAAAAUAAAAAAAUAAAAAUAAAAAAAUAAAAAAAGCAAACAAGAUGGCCUCACCACCUGCAAACGCACUUCGACCUCUGUUAGAGAUUUAAAAAGAACUUGUCACUAGAAACACCACAGAGCAGUUUGAGACACAACUCAGGCAGGUUACUCACUGAAUUUUUAAGUAAGAAAAUUAAACUUUUUUUUUUUUGCAAUAGUUUAAAGGGCCGUUGUAUAUAACUAAACUGAUUCCUAUUGGACAGUUAAAUGAAGUGUGGUGAUACCAUGUUGAUCUGUGACACUUUUGAGUGGUAGAUGUAAUAUACUUCAACUUAAAAAUUCGAAAAGUUAACUGAUGCUACAGGCCUUUGAGCCAACGAUCCUGUACAGAAACCAAUAAGUGUAAACCUCGACUAAACCUAUUAAAGCUUCUGUAGAAAACUGAGUACUUUUCCAUUUUUUCACAAAUAAAAAGCAACACAGCAA